This is a messenger RNA of Seriola aureovittata, 9031 nucleotides long. Its product is annotated as protein unc-13 homolog A-like. The record is from RefSeq and is a predicted model, not a curated record. Gene Ontology annotation, molecular function: diacylglycerol binding; phospholipid binding; syntaxin-1 binding. Gene Ontology annotation, cellular component: neuromuscular junction; terminal bouton; synaptic vesicle membrane. Bases 335 to 5965 code for a protein of 1876 amino acids. Lineage: Eukaryota; Metazoa; Chordata; Actinopteri; Carangiformes; Carangidae. The transcript has 42 exons. Gene Ontology annotation, biological process: synaptic vesicle maturation; synaptic transmission, glutamatergic; presynaptic dense core vesicle exocytosis.
CUCGCGCGGUGGGUACUGCCGCUGAAACAAGAUGGCUGUGCGCGCAGGAGGAGCAACUGAACAGGAGGAGAGCUGAGGCAAUGCAGAGGAGGAAGAAGAGGGGGGCGAGGAUUUCACUCCUGUGUGUCUUGUCCUGCUGAAAGAGCAACAGCUCCACAGAGAAACAGACGAACGCCGCUGACACGAUGCUGUUUUGUUUCCGUUACCAGUUAGGGUAACGGUUUGGCGGUUUGAGUUGUAUUUUUCUCAGUAACCAGGAGACAAACGGACUGACCAAACAAAUCACGGAGCACUCAGCAGAGGACAGCCGGGGACGCUCACGCCGCUAUCAGAGAUGUCCCUGCUUUGUGUGGGAGUGAAGAAAGCCAAGCUGGAUGGACCCCAAGAGAAGUUCAACACUUAUGUGACUCUAAAGGUACAAAAUGUGAAGAGCACAACCAUCGCUGUCAGGGGCAACUUGCCCAGCUGGGAGCAAGACUUCAUGUUUGAAAUUAACCGCCUGGACCUGGGUCUUACAGUAGAGGUGUGGAACAAAGGGUUAAUCUGGGACACCAUGGUUGGCACUGUGUGGAUUCCCCUCCGUAGCAUCCGACAGUCAAAUGAGGAAGGUCCAGGGGAGUGGCUCACACUGGACUCUCAGGUCAUAAUGUCUGAUAAUGAGAUCUGUGGCACCAAAGAUCCAACUCUCCACCUGGUGCUGCUCGACACACGCUUUGAACUGCCUCUCGAUAUCCCAGAGGAUGAGGCACGGUACUGGGCCAAAAAACUGGAGCAACUCAAUGCCAUGAGGGACCAAGAUUAUUCAUACCAGGAGGAACAGGAACGCCCUCUCCGUGUACCAGGCACUCAAUGCUGUAACUGGAGCCUAUGGGGAGAGCAACAAAAUGAGGAUCCAGACAGUGCCGUGGAUGACAGGGACAGUGAUUAUCGAAGUGAAACCAGUAACAGCAUCCCCCCUCCCUACUACAGCACAUCUCAGCCAAAUGCCUCUGUCCACCAAUAUCCUAUCAGCAGUCAGCACCGCAACUCCAGAAGCUUCUCUUACCCACGCUCGGACAACAGCCAUGACCUCGACUACCACCAUCAGAGGACUGUCAGUCCCACGGGGAGCUAUGCAUCGUCUGCAGAGCUAAGUCGGUGCAGCAGUCAGCUGAGUGAGGAGGACUAUGGCGGUGAGUACGGAGAGAGGGACCCUUACGACGAGAACGACUCAUACCACUCCUGCCAUUCCUCAGUUAGCUAUAGUAAAGGUUCUCCAGACUGGGACCCUGAUGAGACCCAGGGGGCCUACAGCGAUGAGGGUGGCUACAGCAAAGAUGGAGGAGAGGAGGUGGCUCUGUAUGAGGAGGAUGAUGGAGGACUGUAUGAGGGAGAAGAGGAUGGCCUCUAUGAGGAUGAGGAGAUGAUGUAUGAUGAUGAGGAUUUGUACAAUUUGGAUGGGACCCUCAGUGAGGACAUGGAGCCUCCAUUCACUCCCACACCAACGUCAACUGCCGCUCCUACUCUUGAUGUACCCAGCUCAAGACCUCCUCUAGAGAAACAGCCCUCCCUACACCAACAGCAGCCCUCUACCCAACCUUCUAACCAAACAUCCAACCAGGCUCAUCCUCCCGGCAUGACCCCAGCAGCACAGCCCCCCUCUGGUCAACCAACAGCCCAACCACCCAAACAGCCUCAGCCUCAAACACAGCCUCAGCCGCAGCCAGCCCCAUCUGCCACUUCCUUCUUCUCAAUGGCCAAACCUCUAACAGCUGCAGUAACAGGCCUGGCCUCCACUUUCCUGUCUUCAGUUCCCACUGCCCAACCUGCCCAGUCUCACCCUCCAGCCUCAGCUGUUUCUCAACAGCACCAGUCUGCUGCAGCCAGCUCUGUCCCUCCAUCCCACCCAGCCACCAUGGCUAACUCAGCCUCUCAGCCCCCCUCCACUGCCAUGGACCCUGCCUCCCAACAGACCUCGUCCUCUACACAGCCCCAUUCCCAACUCAGCGAUCCUGCCUCCACAGAGUCACCUGCCCCUGAGGACCAGGCUCCCCAAUUGGAGGAAGAACCAUGGCUAGAAGAGGAAAUGAUGUUGGAGAGGGAGGCCAGGACGCCACCUGCCCAGCCAGAGGAGAAGCUACCCAUGGAGGAGAAGGAGGAGCAAUUUGAAGAGAGCAGACCGCCGACACCAGCAGAGUUAAAAGAGAUGCCGCCUGAGAGUCCUCCAGUUAUAGAGGAGCCCAAAGAGCCAGUAGAUCCAGCAGUCAGAGCCAAAGAGAACUGGCUAAGGCUUUACAACAAGGUCUUAGAGCAGCUUCGGGAGGCUCGAGGAGAGACCUCCAACUCGCUGUGGUUUGGUAAAGGAGGAAUGGGAGGUGCACUCUACAGUAUUGACAGCAUGCCUGACCUUCGCAAGAGGAAAGCCAUUCCCCUUGUCAGAGAUCUGGCCAUGUCUCUAGUGCAGAACUCUCGUAAAGCUGGAAUCACAUCAGCCAUGGCUUCCACCACUCUCGGGAACGAAGAGCUGAAGAGCCAUGUUUAUAAAAAGACCCUGCAGGCUCUGAUCUACCCCAUCUCCUCCACUACCCCACACAACUUUGAGGUGUGGACAGCCACCACUCCCACCUACUGCUAUGAAUGUGAGGGGCUGCUGUGGGGUAUCGCCCGCCAAGGCAUGCGCUGCUCAGAGUGUGGCGUCAAAUGCCACGAAAAGUGCCAGGAUCUGCUCAAUGCCGACUGUCUGCAGAGAGCUGCAGAGAAGAGCUCCAAGCAUGGGGCCGAGGACCGAACCCAGAACAUCAUCAUGGUCCUGAAGGACCGCAUGAAGAUCAGAGAGAGGAACAAACCAGAGAUCUUUGAGCUGAUACAGGAAGUGUUUGCCCUCGACAAGUCAACACACGCCACGCACAUGAAACAGAUCAAACAGAGCGUGCUUGACGGGACCUCAAAAUGGUCAGCAAAGAUAAGCAUCACUGUGGUCUGUGCUCAGGGCCUGCAGGCUAAAGACAAAACAGGCUCCAGUGACCCAUAUGUCACAGUUCAAGUUGGGAAGACCAAGAAGAGGACCAAGACCAUCUAUGGCAACCUCAACCCUGUCUGGGAAGAAAACUUCCACUUCGAAUGCCAUAACUCUUCCGACCGCAUCAAGGUCCGUGUGUGGGACGAGGAUGACGACAUCAAGUCUCGCGUGAAACAGAGAUUCAAACGUGAAAGCGAUGACUUCCUGGGUCAAACAAUCAUCGAAGUCCGCACUCUGAGCGGGGAAAUGGACGUUUGGUACAACCUGGACAAGAGAACAGAUAAGUCUGCUGUGUCAGGAGCCAUCCGGAUGCACAUAAGUGUGGAGAUCAAAGGAGAGGAGACGGUAGCUCCUUACCAUGUCCAGUACACAUGUCUACAUGAGCAUCUGUUCCAGUACACCACUGAGGAGCAGAACGGAGGUGUAGUAAAGAUCCCUGAUGCCAAAGGGGACGACGCCUGGAAGGUGUAUUUUGAGGAGACAGCUCAGGAGAUAGUGGAUGAGUUCGCCAUGAGAUAUGGAGUCGAAUCCAUCUACCAGGCCAUGACCCACUUUGCCUGCUUGUCAUCUAAGUACAUGUGCCCAGGAGUUCCAGCAGUGAUGAGCACCCUGCUGGCCAACAUCAACGCUUACUAUGCCCACACCACCCAGUCAUCCAACAAUGUUUCUGCUUCGGACAGAUUUGCUGCAUCAAACUUUGGAAAGGAGAGGUUUGUCAAACUGCUGGAUCAGCUGCACAACUCCCUGAGAAUCGACCUGUCCAUGUACCGGAAUAACUUCCCUGCCAGCAGUCCUGAAAGACUACAAGAUCUGAAAUCUACUGUUGAUCUCUUGACAAGCAUCACAUUCUUUAGGAUGAAGGUCCAGGAGUUGCAGAGCCCCCCCAGGGCAAGCCAGGUGGUGAAGGAUUGUGUGAAAGCCUGUCUCAACUCCACCUACGAGUAUAUUUUCAACAACUGCCACGACCUCUACAACAGGGAAUAUCAGACAGACCCUUCAAAGGCAGUCCCUCCAGAUGAGCAGGGUCCCAGCAUCAAAAACCUGGACUUCUGGUCCAAACUCAUCACCCUCAUCGUCUCCAUCAUAGAGGAGGACAAAAACUCCUACACUCCCUGCCUUAAUCAGUUUCCCCAGGAACUGAAUGUGGGCAAGAUCAGCGCUGAGGUCAUGUGGAAUAUGUUUGCACAAGAUAUGAAAUAUGCCAUGGAGGAGCAUGAGAAGCACCGCCUGUGUAAAAGUGCAGAUUAUAUGAACUUGCACUUCAAGGUGAAGUGGCUCUAUAAUGAGUACUGCAAGGAGCUGCCCACUUUCCAGAAGCACGUUCCUGAAUAUCCAGCCUGGUUUGAGCCAUUUGUCAUCAUGUGGUUGGAUGAAAAUGAAGAGGUGUCCAGAGAUUUUCUCCACGGAGCCCUGGAGAGGGACAAAAAAGACGGGUUCCAGGUCACAUCAGAGCACGCUUUGUUCUCCUGCUCAGUGGUGGACGUGUUCUCUCAGCUUAAUCAGAGCUUUGAAAUCAUACGCAAACUGGAGUGUCCCGACCCUCAGAUCGUUGGCAACUACAUGAAGAGAUUUGCCAAGACCAUCGGCAAUGUCCUGUUGUCUUAUGCUGACAUCAUAGCAAAAGAUUUUCCAAAUCAUGUCAAGAAGGAGAAAGUGCCAUGUAUCAUCAUCAAUAACAUCCAGCAGCUCAGAGUUCAGUUGGAGAAGAUGUUUGAGGCCAUGGGAGGCAAAGACCUCAAUGUGGAAGCUAGUGACUUCCUGAAGGAGCUGCAGAACAAACUCAACAACGUCAUGGACGACCUCAGCCGCAUCUUUGCAGUCAGUUUCCAGCCCCAGAUCGAAGACAAUGUGAGGCAGAUGGGGGACAUCCUAGCUCAAGUCAAAGGUCAAACUGUACCAGCCAAUGGCAGCGUAGUUCAGGAGGCCGAUAAUGUCCUGCAACCCAUCAUGGACUUCCUGGACAGCAACCUGUCGCUGUUUGCUAAGAUCUGUGAGAAGACAGUCCUGAAGAGAGUGCUGAAGGAGCUGUGGAAACUGGUGAUGAACACAAUGGAAAAAACUAUCGUUCUUCCAACACUUACUGACCAGACGGGCACCCAGAUGAUCUUCAAUGCUGCUAAGGAGUUGGGCCAGCUUUCCAAGCUCAAGGAGCACAUGGGGCGAGAGGAAGCCAAAGCUCUGUCUCCUAAACAGUGUGCAGUAAUAGAGCUGGCACUAGACACUAUUAAGCAAUACUUCCAUGCUGGUGGCGUUGGCCUGAAGAAAACGUUCUUGGAGAAGAGUCCAGACCUGCAGUCUCUGCGCUACGCCUUGUCUCUGUACACGCAGGCCACCGACAAACUCAUCAGGAAGUUUGUCCUCUCACAGAACGCUCAGGUCCAUGGAGGGAAAGGGAUCAGGUACACGGCAAAUGAAGACACACCACCAGAGAAAGCGUGUGGAGUGGAUGCAGUUGGCGAGGUGGUCAUGCAUGUGGAUAUCUUACCCCAACCUAAUGGAGAACACAAGAUCAGUGUCAAAGUGGUGGCUGCUAAUGACCUGAAAUGGAAAGCGCAGGGCUUCAGGCCCUUCGUAGAAGUCUACAUCAUUGGCCCUCACCUUAGCGACAAGAAGAGGAAAUUUGCCACCAAAUCCAAGAACAACAGCUGGUCACCUAAGUUCAAUGAGAGCUUCCAGUACUCCUUGGGCACUGAGGUGGGACCGGAGAGCUACGAGCUGCAGGUGUGCGUGAAGGACUACUGCUUCGCCAGAGAGGACCGCACUGUGGGCAUGGCCGUGCUGCAGGUGAAGGACAUAGCCAACAAGAACAGCAUCACCUGCUGGCUGCCGCUGGGAAGACGUGUCCACAUGGACGAGACGGGCCUGACGGUGCUGCGCAUCCUCUCCCAGCGCAACAACGAUGACGUGGCGAAAGAGUUUGUGAAGCUCAAGUCGGACCAGCGCUCAGCCGAGGAGGGCCGCAGCUGAGGGAGGAGGAGAGAGCGAGGACACACACGUGUGCACAAAAACACCAGAGACAUACCCAAUAGACAUAGUAUUACACAUAGUAUAGUACUCAUACCCACAUAGAUAAACGACCAUGUGCAAUACAGAAGCACACACAUGUAAACCCACUAUUGUACAUAUACUGUAUCUGCAUACAUUAUGCAACAUUUACAUUGCAAUGGUAUCAAUGCAAACAUGAAGGAAUAUGUUUAUUAAAAAAAAUCUGAUUUAAUUUAGAAUAUUUCAGCAGCUCAACUCAAACUCCUCAGUUUAAGGUUAGCCUCACGUUAGCAAGCACUUGUCAAUCCCUCACUCACUCUUUCCUAUAACACAUCACACCUUUUAUACGCUGUACAUUUAGAUGUGAUAUAAUGCAACGCAUAACAGCGACAAAAACCAUGUGAAUAGUUUGAGAACGACCACUUUGCACUUUUGCUUCUCUGUGUCUUCAGGAGAGCAGUCCUUGCCUAGCUAUGCUCUGUCAGUCUGUCCGUCUGCUUGCCUGCCUGACUGUGUGUCGUUCUUCCAGUCCGUCUCUCCCCUCCUCUCCCCCGUUGUCUCUGCGUAGUCUUCCCAUGGUGUGAUGUGUUGUGUAAGUUGGAGUGGGAGCGCAGAUCUAAGAUCAGCUUCCAUGAUGCCCAUGAACCCAAAUAGAGAAAAACACACAACAACACUGACCUAAGAUCAGUGUCCAGGGGCAGCAUCUCUGCUAGUCUGUCUUGUAAUGUACUAACGUCCUGCAUGUUGACCCCAGGAACACUGUGAUUCACUUUGCUGUAACCAAGGCAACCGCUCCCCUCCCACAUAAAAGAUGGGUGCCUCCAAUAUUUGACCUGUGUGAGCAUGGUGUAUAUAACCCUGGUCCCAUAAGGUUUUAUAAAUCAGACCUGAUUCACCUUCAUAAUCCUGGAGAAAACACAGUGACAGUGGGACUAUGCUGAGCCUGAUAUGUGAUGUGUUGAUAAAGGUAAAAGUUGUGGCCACGAUGUGCAUUUAUUUUGAACCUUUCUUGCUUCACAUCACGACAAACGGAGCAAUACCCUAACGUCAAACACACACCCCCCUAGAGUGCACAUUAACUCCAAAAAGGGCUACAGGAUCAGUGGACUGGGAUGUCAGUUUACACACUAACACAGGCUGUCUGUGCUUCUGUUGGCAAAGUGACCACAGGGUUUCCCCAGCUGCUCUGCAACAGACACACCGCCACACUGCAGACACGCUACCAUUCAGAAAGUCUUUCAUGAGUGACUCUGUGGAGGAACUUGAAAUGAAUCCACAUGAAGCCUGAAAGGACACACCCGGGGAACACUUCCCUCCCGAUCGACUGCACACCUAUCUAAACCCAUCUCUAUAAGGCAAUAGUGGUUUGUUUGUAUGUUCACUGAACCUCGUGGUUUUUAUGAAGAACAAAUCUUCUGUGAACACUGCUGUGUCUUUUGUUAAUGUGUGCGUGCAUGUGUGUGAAGGUGUGUGAGGUUGUGUGUGAAUGUGUGUGGGUUGACUGUCACACCUGCAAAAUGGGCUCUGAGAUUGUGAGCAAUAUAUUGUACCUACAUACCCAAACUGUAUGCGCUGUCAGUAUAACUACAGGAGCACCAACUGCAAUAUCCAGAUCCAAGGAAUGGGAAACUUAUGAUUCUUUUUUUUUAAAUUUGUAAAUCACUAAGAUAUUUUAUUUAUGGACUCAUAAAAUCCCCAUUCCUUUUUGAAGUGUGCACGCUUCUUCUCAUAUAUUUUGGAUAAUAGAGAAGGAAAGUGUUUUAAUUACUAUUUGCCUUUAGUAGGACCAAAUUUGCACGAACCAGAGUUCAUGUUUCUUUGUUUGUUUUUAAAGAAAGAAGCCAUCAGAGUCACCGCCAAGCAUUUAUGGUGUUCAAGUAUUAGUCUCGUCAUGUGUUUUGACAAACCCCUUUACCUUUCACUGCAAAAAGGUGAGCAAACACUCACAGUCGUAGUUCGGCUCGUCUUGUUGUGUCUUUGUGAAACGUAAUGAUGUUGGUGACAGUGAAUACAUGCCGCAGGAGGUUUUUCCUGCCGCUGUGUCGAGCUACAUCAGACAUCACUGCUGGCCUGUCACAUGUUGUCUUUGCUGAAUACUGUUGAAUGCUACCAAAUACAAAUCUUGUGAAUGUUAUUAAUCCUCAGCAGAGCCUUCUUUCCAUGAUCAAAGGGAUGUUUAAUCCAAACCCACGAUUAGCUUGAGAACACCAACUCAUGCCUUUUGAUUUAAGCCUCCAAAUUUUACUUAAAUCAAUGGGUCAUGUGUUCAAUCGUGCUUGAUUUUUUAUUUUUUAUUCUUUCUUUUUUUUGUUGGGUGAACCAGUCUUUUAAAAGGAGCUUUCCACCCCAGCUUUUGUGAAAUGUAACACACAGUGAAGUUAAAUCAUGUUCAUGUGUUGUCUAAGUAAUCCCAGGGCUCAAGACAAACCUUGACAUGUCAGGUUGUAGCUGAAAAAGCAACAAAAAUAAAUAAAAAAUAACACGAGUGAUCAUCUAGUUCAGGACUCGUCGUUUGCCUACUUCAUGUAUUUACGCAUACACACACCACUGCACACAUACACAGACACAUACACACACACAUCUACACACACCCAUCUCUGCUCAAGCACAAAAGGGCACAUGUAAGAUGACACACAUGCAUGCAUGCACGCCGACACAACUCUGUGGAGACCAAUGAUGCCCACCCUGUGAAUAGAAUCAACUUACAAUUGCAUGAGGGGAAACUUUAUUGUGCCAGCACGUGUCUCUUUGAUGUUUCUUGACUUUUUAUUUUCCUUGUUUUUAAUUUCCGAAGCUAUGUAAUGAUUACUCACCAAUGUUUUUCUUUUGUGUGUGUUUUUCAAAAAGGCUUGUGAAUAUGUCUUCUGUAACCAAUAUGAAUGUAGUGUGAACACAGAACUCGCAUGAGAGAAUUGUUUUCUACUAAGGAUGUUUCUAAUUUGUUUCUUAUCAUUAUUGAUUGUUCUUUAAUGAGGAUGAAGUGGAACUGGAAUGCAGCCUGAUUGCGAUCUGCUUCCUAUUAAAAGGACAUUUGUGUCACAAUCUAAA